AUGCUAAUAUUAAAUCUGGACUUAAUAAAUGCCUCAUCCCAAGGCUGGGUGUCUCAUGUUAAAAAGCUACUCGACAAAGGUGCGGAUGUGAAUGCUCGAGGUGGAUAUUUCGGUACUGUUCUACAAGCAGCUGCAUAUGGGGGAAAGCGUAAGAUUGUGACGAUCUUACUCGACAGGGGUGCGGAUGUAAAUGCUCAAGGUGGAGAGUACGGCAAUGCUCUACAGGCAGCUGCAUCUUGGGGACGUCGAGAGAUUGUGACGAUCUUGCUCAACAGGGGUGGAGAGUACGGCAAUGCUCUACAGGCAGCUGCAUCUUGGGGACGUCGAGAGAUUGUGACGAUCUUGCUCAACAGGGGUGCGGAUGUGAAUGCCCAAGGUGGAUAUUUCGGCAAUGCUCUACAAGCAGCUGUAUAUGGGGGACAUCGUGAGAUCGUGACGAUCUUACUCGACAAGGGUGCGGAUGUGAAUGCUCCAGGUGGAGAGUACGGCAAUGCUCUGCAUGCAGCUGCACGUUGGGGACAUCGAGAGAUUGUGGCGGACUUACUCGACAAGGGUGCGGAUGUGAAUGCUCAAGAUCGAUAUUCCAACAAUGCCCUACAAACAGCUGCACAUGAGGGACAUCGAGAUACUGUGACGAUCUUAAUCGACAGGGGUGCGGAUGUGAAUGCUCAAGAUCGAUGUUUCCACAAUGCUCUACAUGAAGCUGCAUAUAAGGGACAUCGAGAGAUCGUGACGAUUUUACUCGACAAGGGUGCGGAUGUGAAUGCUCAAGGUGGACAAUACGGCAAUGCUCUACAAGCAGCCGCAUAUAUGGGACAUCGAGAGAUUGUGGCGGUCUUACUCGACAGGGGUGCGGAUGUGAAUGCUCCAGGUGGACAGUACGGCAAUGCUCUGCAUGCAGCUGCACGUUGGGGACAUCGAGAGAUUGUGGCGGACUUACUCGACAAAGGGUGCAGAUCUACAAACGGGAACACUCAAGGUGGAUAUUACGGCAAUGUUCUACACGCAGCUGCACAUGGGAGACAUCGAGAGAUUGUGACGAUCUUACUCGACAAGGGUGCGGAUGUGAAUACUCAAGGUGGAUAUUACGGCAAUAUUCUACACGCAGCUGCACAUGGGAGACAUCGUGAGAUUGUGACGGUCUUACUCCAUCACGGUGCAGACGUCACAAUUUAG
Molecule: messenger RNA, 1176 nt
Organism: Rhinocladiella mackenziei CBS 650.93
Lineage: Eukaryota; Fungi; Ascomycota; Eurotiomycetes; Chaetothyriales; Herpotrichiellaceae
Exons: 3
Coding region: 1-1176 (391 amino acids)
Molecular function (GO): protein binding
Source: RefSeq, a predicted model, not a curated record